Lepisosteus oculatus (spotted gar) is the source of this 1523-nucleotide messenger RNA. It is a transcript of the gene mnat1, whose product is annotated as MNAT1 component of CDK activating kinase. Gene Ontology annotation, cellular component: transcription factor TFIIH holo complex. Lineage: Eukaryota; Metazoa; Chordata; Actinopteri; Semionotiformes; Lepisosteidae. The record is from RefSeq and is a predicted model, not a curated record. Gene Ontology annotation, biological process: nucleotide-excision repair; regulation of transcription by RNA polymerase II; positive regulation of cyclin-dependent protein serine/threonine kinase activity. Gene Ontology annotation, molecular function: cyclin-dependent protein serine/threonine kinase activator activity.
AGUUUCCACUCCGGAAUGUGUUUGGUGUGAAGCAGCAGGGUCGUGGUGUAGGAUGUAAUAUUCUGUUAACCGCGGUAGUGUAAUUUAUCGAAGGAAAAUUUCAGUAAAUCUUUUUAGACAUGGAUGACCAGGGCUGUCCACGAUGCAGAACCACCAAAUACAGGAACCCGUCUCUCAAACUGAUGGUCAAUGUCUGUGGCCACACGCUGUGCGAGAGCUGCGUGGAGAUGCUUUUCGUCCGCGGCUCGGGAAACUGCCAGGAGUGCGACACGCCGCUCAGGAAGAGCAACUUCCGCGUGCAGUUCUUCGAGGACCCGGCGGUCGACAAAGAGGUGGAGAUCAGGAAGAAGGUGUUGAAAAUCUACAACAAGAGAGAGCAAGAUUUCCCCAGUCUGCACGAGUACAACGACUACUUAGAGCAGGUCGAAGAGAUCAUCUAUAACCUGACAAACAAUGUGGAUGUCGAGACCACAAAUCAGAUGAUAGAGCAGUACAAGAGGGAGAAUAAAGAUGUCAUUCAGAAGAACAAAGUCAAACUGACACGGGAACAGGAGGAGCUGGAGGAGCUCCUGCUGUUGGAGCAGCAGGAGACCGAGCAGAGGCGGCUGGAGCUGCUGCAGGAGGAGCACCGGCAGCUCCUGGCUAAGAAGAAGAACAAGCAGGCUCUUCUGGAUGAGCUGGAGAGCUCCCAGCUGCCGGCCUCGUUGCUCCUGGCCCAGCACAAGGGUAGAGCUGCACAGCUGGAAGUCCAACUGGAGAAGCAGCGCCAGGUUGUCAAGCCCACCACCUUCUCCACUGGCAUUGCCAUGAGCCAGAAGAUCUCCCUCCAGCCUUUGCCACGCAUCGAGGAGGUGCUGUACAAAUACGAGCCACUGCGCAUAGAAACCCAGGGGCCUGAGGUCCCCGAGCUGGAGAGUCUGUGCAGGCUAGGGUACCUGAACCACGUGCGGGCUGCCUCCCCCCAGGAUGUGGCUGGGGGCUACACCUCCAGCCUGGCCUGCCAUCGAGCUGUGCAGGACGCCUUCAGCGGUCUGUUCUACUCAGUGCUUUAACCUGGCUGGCUCCCUGUGGUGCCUGACGGAAGGCACUGCAGCCCAGGACAGAAGACAUUAGAAAACCUUGUACACCCGUGCCUCAUUAUCGUGAAAAAAAGGGCAAGAUGAAUAAUUGUCAUGUAAAGAUGUUUCUUGACUUUGUCAUCUUGUGUUCUUACUGGGAUAUAAAUGAGAUAGCUUUGCAUGGUAGUACCUGGUUUCUGAAUCAAGUCAGCCAUCUGGGUAGGAGCCCUCCUAAUUUUUUUUAGCCUGUAGCUGAGUGACCAGAAGCCACGAAAAGGAUCUCAACACUGCCGGCCUCACUCAGGGAUCACAGUGGCUGCAGCGACACAGAUUCCCUAUUGGAACCUUGUGGAUAGUAGCAAUAUGUUUGCUUGCUUACUUUACACAACGAGCGAUUUUUUUUUACCCACCUAAGAUGUGUAUAGAUUUUUCUCAAAGCUUUUAUAAUAAAAAAAAAAAACUUCA